Messenger RNA from Sphaeramia orbicularis (orbiculate cardinalfish), 1974 nucleotides. It is a transcript of the gene slc2a11a, whose product is annotated as solute carrier family 2 member 11a. Gene Ontology annotation, cellular component: plasma membrane. Gene Ontology annotation, molecular function: D-glucose transmembrane transporter activity. Gene Ontology annotation, biological process: dehydroascorbic acid transport. The record is from RefSeq and is a predicted model, not a curated record. Bases 44 to 1549 code for a protein of 501 amino acids. The transcript is spliced from 12 exons. Lineage: Eukaryota; Metazoa; Chordata; Actinopteri; Kurtiformes; Apogonidae.
GAGUGUGGUCUGCAGCCUGGUGGACGGACAAGGGGGAUCUACGAUGUCUCAGUCAGACGCACAGAAGAGCAGUCCUGUGACACUGGUGUUAAUGGUUGCUUCAGCAGCCAUUGGAGGGACUCUACAGUAUGGAUACAACCUGGCUAUAAUGAAUGCUCCUACAACUUUCAUUCAGACCUUCAUCAAUGAGACGUUUCUGGAGCGCUGGGACAUCCAGUUAGAGGACUACCAGGUGACACUGGUCUGGACAAUCAUUGUCUCCAUCUUCUCUUUGGGAGGAUUUGCAGGUGCCAUCAUCGCAGGACCGAUGACUAUAUACUUUGGGAGGAAGAAAUGUCUGCUGUUGAAUAAUAUUUUUCUCAUGACCGGUGCACUCUUUGCUGUGACGAGUAGAGCUGCUAAGUCUUUUGAAAUGAUCAUGAUCUCACGUGUGCUGGUGGGAAUAAAUGCUGGGAUCAGCAUGAAUGUGCAGCCCAUGUACUUUGGAGAGAGCGCACCGAAACACUUGCGAGGAGCUAUAUCUCUGUCAUCAGCUGUUUUCACUGCAUUCGGAGUCGUGUUAGGACAGGUGGUCGGACUCAGAGAGAUUUUGGGUAGUGAACCCUGCUGGCAGUACCUCCUUGCCAGUAAUGCCAUUCCUGGCCUCAUUCAGCUCCUUACUCUGCCAUGGUUCCCAGAGAGCCCCAGAUACCUGCUUAUUGACAGGGGAGACAAAGAGGCCUGUAUAAACGCUCUUCGCCGGCUGCGGGGCUGUGAGGUCCAGAACAGUGAGCUGGAUGAGAUCCUACAAGAACAAGCUGAAACCAAAGGCCUGCGGCCCAGCCGGCCAUGGGACCUUUUUACUGAUCGCUCUGUGCGCUGGCAACUCAUUACUGUCGUCAUCAUCAGCAGUGCCAUGCAGCUCUGUGGUAAUGACUCGAUUUACUUCUAUGCAUCAUAUGUGUUCAAAGAGGCAGGAAUAUCUAAUGAUAAAAUCCAGUAUGUCACAAUUGGCACUGGGACAUGUGAGUUUACAGCCUGUAUAAUGUGUAACCUGAUGAUUGAGCGCAAAGGUCGGAGGUUCAUGCUCAUGGGCGGGUUCAUUCUCAUGACCAUCUGGGCCAUUGUCUUCACAAUCGCUUUAUCAUUUGAGCGCUAUGUGUCCUGGAUGUCUUAUCUGAGCAUGGGCUGCAUCUUCACUUACAUUCUUAGCUUUGGCAUGGGACCAGCUGGUGUUACCGGCGUUCUGCCCACAGAGAUCUUCAACCAAACUGCUCGUCCUGCAGCCUACAUGAUCGCUGGUUCCAUGAUGUGGCUCAACCUUUUCAUCACUGGGAUGAUUUUCCCUUUUCUAGUGCGUGAGCUGAGUGAAUACUGCUUUGUGCCUUUUGGUGCCGUCUGUCUGUUGUCUGCACUUUAUGUCGGCCUGUUUCUACCCGAGACCAAAGGAAAGUCACUGUCUGCUAUCACAAGUGAAUUCCACAAACUCAAUUACAAAGGUCAGGACAGGAUGUGUGCAUCAGAGGGUCAGUACCAGCUGGGAGAAGUGUGUCACUCCACAGCAUUAUAGGCUUCUUUUUGGACUUUUCUGUUGUCUCACUUUGACCUGAUCCUCCUGAGCUGGAAGAGGAAGAAAAGCACAGUCUAAUAGGAAUGGAGAAAUGUUCACUUUCAUAUAACUGAAAGCAUUUUAAGUUGAUUAUAACUCCUUUAUUUGGAGUGUGUUUUCGAUGAAGAGAAUUACAGAAAUUAUCUGUGUGAUCAAUUACUCAGAUUCUUUCUGUCAGGUUGAUUUCAUAUGGAAAUGUUGACAAUAUCAAACUCAGAAAGAUGUAAUAUGAUACACCACAGGUGAUGUGUUAUAAAAGGUCAUGUUCCGUUUUUUGUUUUUUGUUUUUUUUCUACUGCCCCAGUCAUCAGAAAUACACUAUUUGUGUAUACCUUGCACAACCAUUGCAAAUGAAAGCUGUAAAAAAAAAAGAAAAAAAAAGAAAA